This is a messenger RNA of Callithrix jacchus (white-tufted-ear marmoset), 15451 nucleotides long. Lineage: Eukaryota; Metazoa; Chordata; Mammalia; Primates; Cebidae. The record is from RefSeq and is a predicted model, not a curated record.
ACCUUGCUGUAUGUCUCACCAUGUCCCCGGGGGCAUGCUCACGCAGUCCCAAUCACAUUUAUUCUUUCUUUCUAGUCUGCCACCCCUGCCCUUGCGAUUCUUCCAUUCCCCCAUCUGCUGCCACCAGCGAGAAACACUUUAUUGACCGAUGAGAGUUUUACUUUAUUUCUCUUUAUCAAAUUGUUGAAAAAUGAAAGUUAUUUGUUGUAAGCAUGCUUGGAGGGAACAUUCUACAUGCAUCUUGCUUUUGAAAAACACAGCCACCUGUGUAGUAAACUUAUAAUAGAAAAUGGCAGUGACAGCUGAGAAUGUGUUCCUGCAGGUCGGGGAACCAGGUCCUAACACCAGCUCACCAAUACCAAACAGUGUUACCCUGAAUACAUUUCUUUGCAUCUCUGAGUCUGCUUUCUCACCUGUAGGAUGUUGGCUUGGAUGAGCCUUAAACUCCUUUCCAACUACUAAGACAUGAUUAGAAUAUUUUUUGCUUAAAAAAAUUAAGGAUAAGAAGACCACAUCUCUUUUUCUUUUCCUGUCUUAAUGGAUCUUACGUGGUAUUUGAAUGACAUUUAGUUUACUAUGCAAGAUUAUAGACAUAGUCAGCUUGAAGGAUUGGUUUGAAUCAGAGUUUAGGAAGUAGCUUCCUGGAUGUGAACCUAAACUAACCCAAGUCAGCACAUGCUUAUGUAAAGGGUACGUCUGUACUCUUAGUUAUGCCUGCCUGUCACCUUGGGAAGUACCUUUUUCUUAACUAUUCCAUUUGAAAACAGAGCUCAAGAUUGUUGUUUGUUACUUUUAGAGUGAUAGCAAUUUCGAGUUGAAUUUUAUAGAUUUGCAAAUGUACUUUCAUUUAUUCAUUCAGAGGUGUUUGUGAAUAUUUUCAUGGUUACUAUCCUAGCUUCAGGGGCUAAAAUAACGAGCCCCACUGGCAGCUCUGGCAGAGGAUGCAGACCUCAAAUAGGAAAUGAUGUUAUGGGGUGAACACUCUGAUGGAAUACUCAGGGAGCUCUAGAGCACAUAGCAGGGCAGCUUGCUGAGGCUGGGCAGGAUCAGGGAAGGGCUUCCUGGAGGAGGUGAUGUCCAGAAGCCUGAAGAAUCAAUAGGGGUUAGAAGAAGAGCAGCACAUGCAAGGACAUGAGAGUCAGGGUGGGGAGCGUUUGGUGCAUUUGCUACAGGGAGAGAGGAGGCCAUGGAUGGAAGGAAGCCAGACCUGUCAGAGAGGCUGAUGAAUUAACCCAAGAAGAUGCUAGCCUGAGCUGGGGUGUGGUGGAGGUAGAUGGAUGACAGGGAGAUUUGGGAAGACCAGUGUACAGAACUGAACUGAGGGAUUGAAUGCCAGAGGUGCUAGGGGGUGUGCAUAGAGGGAGGGGGUUUAAGGAUGACCAGCAAGUUUCUGGUUUAGGCAGUUGGGUAGGUAUUCAUUCUGCUCCCUGAAAUAGCAAACGAGCAGGAGGAGGAGGAGUUUGAAAUGUCAUUGCAGCAUCAGAACAGAGAAAUCCAGUAAACACAAGAGGUGCACAGGGACUCUCAGCUGAAAAAACAGCAUGGGAAACCUCCCUGGAAGGAUGGUCGGCAGAGACAGGGAAGUGGGUGAGGUCACACAGGAGGAGUGUGUGGAUAAGAGGAACACGACUAGAACAAGCCCAGUGGAAUGUCGCCCUUUACAGGAGCCAGGAGCCACUGGGUCAGUUGCUCAGAUAAUUGAUUGAGCAUGUUUGAUGCGCACACAGUCUGCCAAGUAUUGUAAAAAAUGUCUCGGGGAACAAGGCAGACACAGUCGCCAUCCUCAUGAAACUUUCACUCUAGUAAUGUCCCAGGAACCAGAGGAAAUGAACUCCCCAGCGUCAGAUGCUUCUGCGAGGCCAGGUAGGAUAAGGACGAAGAGUUGUCUGGUCGGUGAGGGUGGGUGGGGGCCAGAGCCAGAUUGUAGCAGGUGAGGAGGAGAGAAGGAAAUGGUGGAAGCUUCUUUGACCAUUUGCCCUUGUACUAUGCAUCAGUGAAUGUACAUUCUGAGAACUCAACCUUCAUGUAAACCCCUUCUGAGGCACCAGCUUUGGCCAGAAGAGGCAGAAACGGUGACUGUCGACUUCCAUGCUGCCAUGAGUAAAUGUUUCUCCAGGUGCUGAAGACUCAGCAGGUCUUUAGCCGAUGAGAAGCUCAGAGGCUAAAUUUUAUUCAGAUUUUCUCCUCAGAGGAAAUACCAGAGUGUGUACAGAGCCACACAUACUCUUCAGCAUCACACAACAGGCCAGCCCCUGAGUGAGAUCUGUGGACAGGAUGAUUAUCACCACCCCAUAUUGGAGGCUCCAUUUUUACUUUCUUCGCAAGUUCCUUGGGACUGCCACUAGCAGGGUUUUUUCCUUCAUUCAUUUUUAUUUAUUCAGGUGCAGUCAACAAAAGCUUGGUCUGCUGUGACAGUAAACACUGCCAACAAGGACGGUUACAGCUAAUGGUGUGGUUGCUGCUGAAGCCUAAAUUAGAAAACAAGGGUACACAGAAAGGAAAGCCACAUGUAUUUCACUUCCUGUAGCUGUAACGGUUCCUGCGAAGCAGGACAUUAAUUUACCUAUCUUCCUUUCCCCUAUAGGACUUAACAUACUUUCCAGAAAGCCAUGGAAUGAACCACAGAUCACUGCCCUCCUCACCAAAAAAUGUUUAGCCCCUUUAUGGGUAUAGCUUUUUAUGAAGAGAGAAUGUAGAAUUUGUUUGAAUGAGAACUCAUCUCUCUAGGACUCUGCUAGGAUGCUUGUUGUAUCCUGAAUCUAAUAUGACAUGUAGCCAUCAUUCCUUAAGACAUCUCCCUAGGAGGUGGGCUUUAAGAAAGGAAUAACUGGCACUGGUUGGGUGCAAACUGUAUGCCAGACCGUUUUAAAUUUUACAUGAAUUAUGUCCUGAAACCCUUAGAGUCACCAGAUGAGAUCAGUGCUGUUGUUACUUCCAGUGGAUGAAGCUGCUUUACUGACAGGUUUAGGAACUUCAUCCAGGGUCCUACAGUCAGGAAUUGACAGCGCCAGGGUUUGAACCUGCAGUCCCCAGCCCCAGAGUGCACAUUUCUAACCACAGUGCCACACUGAAUGUUUGGGAGUUCAUCUCUCUCCUUUCCUUGAAGGGAGUAUUAUCAAAAAGUCAUAUUAAUCCCAUUAAUUGUGAAAAUGAAUGAGGAAAAACUUACUACACUGACAAAAAACAUUGUUUCAGAGUUAAAUAUCGUGCUAAGACAGUUGAUUCUAAAACAAGACUUUUUUUCCUAAAAUAGUAAGAUAUUUGGUUUCAUACGUUGUUGGCAGAACAACCAAUUUGUAUUUCUUCUAUUUGAAGAGCUUGGACAUUUUUGUUCAUAUUUUCAAAUACACAUAUUUGUGUAACUUGUACAUAGAAUGCAGUCUUUAUUACUGUUUUAUGCGGUGCAAACAUUAGAAUUGUCUGCACUGUUGCCCUGAGGAAGAAUUCAGUGCCCCAGCCUUCUUUUUGCAGUUGAGGUUUAUGAUAGCUCUUCUUCCAGCAGACAGAGGCUGUGUAAAGCUUCCUGACCCACCCUUCUGUGUUGGAAAUGCUCACUUGGGAAGAGGGAGAGGAAAUAGCUGGAAGACAUGUUAUGUCAAAGUAAUAGAAAUUCGUAAAUGUUGGCGAGUGUGCCUGCCUUGACAGUAGGGUAGAAAUUAAAAUGUACCUUCAUUCAUGUACAGUAAAAGGGCAAGUGGCCAAAGAAACCUCUGCCAUUUCCUUUUCUCCUCCUCACUUCAUCACCUGCUGCGGUCUGGCUUUGGCUCCCACCCAUCCUCACGGACCUCGGACCUUGUCCCCAGCGAUUUCCCUGUGAAUACAUCCCCCAGACAAGAGAGGGAGGAGGCGUUUGAAAUGUCAGGAUGGCAUCAGAACAGAGAUAUCCAGUAGGCAUGAGAAGCUGCACAGGGGGUCUCCACUAAAAACGAAGGGCUUGGGAAUCCUCCCUGGAAGGACGGUAGGCAGAGACAGGGAAGUGGGUGAGGUCACCCAGGAGGAGCAUGUGGAGAAGAGAAGUACAUCUAGAACAGACCCAGCAGAAAGUCAUCACACAUGGCUCAGUGGAGAUCAUGCGUCUGUUUCUGAUCAGGCAGCGUUUUGUAUAAUCUAGAAAUAUUUAUUAAACUAUAAGAGAUCAAAGAAAGUAUAUUAAUAGGGCUGAACUCUUAAAAGCAUUUUUUUUUUUUAAGUUUCAAAAAAAGUCUUUGCUUUCCCUUUUCUGCCAACUUUAGAGUUUUCUUUCCAUGAUCAGUUAGGAUUUUUGACUCUUCCAAAAAGCAUACCAUUCAUUGUGUUCACAAAACCAUAAAUGCCACUUUUAAUGAUCAGACAUUGGGAGAAAAAAAACAAAUGCUUUCAAAACAAUCUACUGGUACCUCUGCUUUGAAAUAUUUGGGGAAGACUAAAAAUACUUAUUUUCUACAUUUUAGUCUUUAUAAAUGAAAUCAAAUGAUUCGCAAGAAUAUUAUUUUCAUGGCUAUUACGUGUAACUACAGUCCUUUCCAAAUGAUUGUUACGGUGCAAUGGAGUCUUUCUAGAGGGCUGAGCAUGGCAGCUCACACCUAUAAUCCUAGCACUUUGGGAGGCUGAGAGGAUAGCCUGAGCUCAGGAAUUCAAGACCACCCUGGGCAACAUAGCAAGACCCCAUUUCUACAAACAAUAGAAAAAUUAGUUGGGCUUGGUGGUGCACACUUCUGGCCCCAGCUACUUGGGAUGCCGAGGUGGGAGGAUUGCUUGAACUCAGGAUGUGGAGGCUGUGAGCCAUGAUCACACCACUGCACUCCAGCCUGGGUGACAGAGCAAGACCCUGUCUCAAAGAAAAAAAAAGAAAAAAGAAAAACCUUCAUAGAGAAUCUCUGUUGACAUAGUAAUCUCAAUUCUUAUUCUUCCUAGGUUUUCAUAUAAAUUAUUAUAACUGUUUUAAUUUCCCAUGCUUCUAACUUGUUGAUGACAAGUUUUGAAACUGUCAUUUCAAAUAUUUAGCGAUAUAGGUGCAGACAAGUUUCAUCCCUUAGAUUACAGCUUGACACAUAAUUAGCGUGAUUUGCAUUAGCAUAAUCAUGAAGGAAAUAAGUUAUAUUCUAACAAUAAUGGAAUCACUUUCAUGGCAACAAGUCUCAGAACAUGCAUGUACAGAUGUCUUGAGGUUUUUUCUUUUUUUUUAAAGAGCAGAACAGUGCUUAAAAAAAAAAAACUAUUGUCAAAUUCUGACAGCUGCUAUGACUUGUUUUAUUCUUUAAUUCUUUCCUUUUUAAUGGAAGGGCAUCUCCCAUUCAUGGCUCCAGCAGUUUCGCCUCCUCUAAAUGAGACAGAGAAAUGCGAACCUCCCUGGUGGUCGAUCUUUUCACAGCUGCGCUGCAAUUCCAGUGUGACAUCAAAUUAGUAAUUAUAGCUGAGCGGGCUGCUUUUUACAAAUGACAGUCUUAGCAUGCUGCCUGCUAGCGAGCGACUCAGCAGGGGACCUGGGAAGUAAAAGAAAACAUAACUGGACUCACUUGAUUUCUGGGGGAUUUGACCUGACUCUUUAAAAAGCCCAUGUUCUUGAGAGAGAGAGUCCUGGGGAUUUACACAGAUAUGCAUUUGGUUCACCAUCCUGCACAGUUCUUCUCAAAACUCACGUCUGAUUUUAUUAGGUAUAGUAAAGCAUGUGUAAUGGAGAUGUAGGGUCACAGUAAGAAGAUUCCUUUCAGCCUACAGCCUUCUCCCUGAAACCCAUUUGAAAGAAAACAGCUGCCCUGCAAUUGGCAUUUGUGUAACUAUAUUGGCAAUAAUCAUUGUUGACACUUUGAUAAUGGGCUACAAAAAGCCGCCUUGUCGAUUCUCAGGCACUAUGAAUUGCACCAGCAAUUAAGUGACUGUCACCGUCUCCGACAUUUUACCUAUUACGAACUGAGGGUUCGAGAGGAUUAAUCAUUAAUACCCUUACAUCUAAAAAUGCUUUUCUACCCCAGUUUUCAGCAUUUCUUUUGUGGUCUUUAAAUUGUAACAAAUUAUAAUUAAUUACUACCUCUAUCUGGUCAUCUGGGCUGCCGUUGAAUCGAGGUGGCCAGGGUGGCAGGCUCCCCAAACAUGACACAAAAGCACAGCAGUAUGUCCUUCUGGAAAUCUUUCUUUGCCGCUCAGCUAAGAAGUGCCUCCUUUUCCACUGUGAGCAGAUCAUCAGUUAAAGGGGGUUGUCAAGCUUUUUAGGCCCUCAGUUCAGCUAAUGCUUUAACCUCCUUCUGUAAAAUUCCUUUUCUCCUGAGAUGGAAUCAUUCUCCAUUGCCAGCCAGUGUUAGUUAGGGACACCAAUUCUACCCGAAGUGCAGAGGGAAGUUUCCCAUUAGAGCAGAAGCAGGGCUUCUUUCUCAGACCCUAAAGGCAGAACCAGUAACAUCUACCUUCUGGACCAGAGAUGUUUUAUGAAAGAGAGAUUUGGGGGAAGGACUCCCAACAGAGGGUUAGGGGAUCUGAGUCCCAGCCCUGGGGGUACAGGGUGGCAUUAAUGGGGUUUGAGUAUAGGUCAUUUGACUUUGCCCCCGUUUGUAAAAUUAAAGGAUUUGCUUGCAUCAUUGGUCCUCAUGCUUUAGUGUUGGUGAGAAUCUCUUGUUUCCAAUGAAGCUUUCCUGGACCUUGCUCCAGAGAUGUGGUUCAGUGGUCAGCCCCCCUUGGAGAAGUUCUGGCCCUGGCCAUCACUAAAAUCUUCUCUGUUCUAGAUAUAGACUAAGGUGAUUGAUAUGAUUGAUGGGGAAAAAAAGUUCUCUUUAGCAGAUAGAGAUAAGAACCCCGUAUGUAAACCAUGAAGGGAAUUCUGGGAAUUAAGUUUUAAAGCUUCAUUUAGAAUUUUUUCUAACUGAGCAGCAUGGCACAUGACAAAGAGAGAUCACAUGCAGUGACUCUUGUGAGCACCUUCCAGAUUUUCACUCAGAUGACAGCAUUCAAGUCCUCAAGGCUUUGUGACUUAAUGGUGCUGCAUUCGUUCUCAGUUGCCUCAGAUUAAUUUUUAUCUCACUGUAAUGAAAUCAACUCGGAGUAUCACAAGCACACAUGGAACAGUGCUGUCAGGUAGAGGAAUGUUUUUAAGCUAACAACUCUGAGUUGGUUCUAGAAAAAGUUGGGGUGGAGAGAAGACUUCUAAAAUUAAUAUGUGGUCUGAAUUUAAGCCAAGCUGCUACAGAUGUAUAAUCAUUGAAAUAAAUCGUGAUCUUUAAUAGGUUAGUAUUAAACCAGAAAUCUACAGGAGUUAGCAAACACCUUGAGUGUUCAGCCCUUGACAUUUCUUAGAUUAUCGCCAUAGAUAUCUGCACACCAUAAUCUUCUCUUCCGGCUGGAACAAAUCCAUUCUGUAGGCCCUGUGUGCAGUUCAGCUGUCAUAUCCAAGUUUGUGGAGGAACAACAAAUUGUCACCUUUCACAUCACCACAGAGCUGUGGUCAUAAAAUAUGACAGUAUAAAAAAAGGAGUAAAUCACACUUUUUACAUACUAGCUUGAGGGAACAUUGCCGACACCUAGGUCUUACCAGUCCUAAGAUAGCGCUUCUCCAGUUUUGCUCUGCUUAAUUACAGCACCGUUUCACAAGUUUGCUGAGGUAUGUUCUCUUUCCACAUUCAUACAUAAAUAGAUUCAAAAUAAAAAUUAGGAAAUGUUCGCAUCUGGAUGCUGGUCACAGAUGUGCACGUAUGUUUUAUUUGUGCAAAACCCCCCCUUUUCUGUGCUACUUCCGUAUGAAUGUUAGCCGUAUUUACUUAUUUGCCUUUUCAUGUAUCAAAUUUGUGGCUUAGAUGUUCCGAGAAGCAGAACUGAUAUCGUUAUAAAUCCCUGGCAUGUCCUAUUACCCCAGAAUUGAUAACGCUUAUAUGGUGUUAUUCCAUCAAUUAUUUUUAUCAUCGCUGCAGCGUAAAGAUCACCUAAAAUACCUUCCCUUAUAGAAAUACUUGUGAAUUAUAUUUUCAGCUCCAUAGACUGAUUUCUAUGAAGAUUUUUGCAGGCACAGCCAAAGGGAUGUUAAUUUUGCAAGUUUAUUUUCAUUUGGGUGAGCUUGGAAUAACAAGUAAAUCAGGAACACAAGCAGUUCCUAACAUAAAACAAUUGCUACAUAUUUUUUAUGUUGAGCAUUCAGCUUUGGGUGUCACAGUAAGAGUGCAUCAAAAGGACACUCGGCAGCAGUCUUUGACAUUGAGGCUUACAAUUAGACUUAAAAAAAAUAGUUUGCCAAAUGAGCGUAUCGAGCAAAAAUCCAUUUCAUUCCGAAAUAAAGUCCAUUAAUCACAGUCCUAUGGUAGGUAUUGUCCUUUGCAUUAAAAUCUAGUGCCAGCAUCCUGUUUAGAUUCAACACUCAAGUGUGACUGGGUGCAUUUCGUCUUCCCAGAGUAAGGUUUCCAUCCAGAAUGAAAUAAAAACUUGGCUCUGUAUUUUAAAGAUUUGGCUCUUAGCAUUUUAAGUGCAUGUAUUUUUUUAUUUCCAGUUAUUAAUGGCCAUUUACCCUUACAGUUGGCGCUUUUUGUGUAAAGUUUAUAAUGAUCGUUAAAAAUCCAAUGAUAUUUUAGUUCGAAUUGUGUCUGUUUAAAGUUAUUUUUCAAACUGUAGUUUGAAAUUUUUUGAUUUUAAAAACAAAAAAUUUGUGUCAUCCAGAAGAUAGAUUUUAAAAAAAAAAAAAACCUCACUAAAAUAUUCAUAUAACUUCUGGCUUUACUAAACCUUAAAAUAUCCAAUAUUGCUAAACUCCAUAUGAAUGACAGCAGUUAUACAUCGUUUCACAGAACCUAAUGAAAUAAGUACAAUAUACAGAUACAAAUCAGUUAAUUCCCACUUGAAACAAAACAUUUAACUCCUUUUGGUAAACACAUUUAUUGUUUUGGUUUUGGUUUCAUUUUCAGAGAUUCUGCAAAAGUUCUUAGUCAUUUGGAAGUUUUAAGCAUAAAAGUACUAAAUAAAUACUUGGGAAGUUUUUAGGUGUUGCUUUUUAGCUGCUUUUUACCAGUUCUUCUGGGAAGCAAACUGCUGCGUCUGCUUUGCUCUUGUGGAAUUUUGUAAUUUCUGUACCCCAAGUCUGCUAAAGGGAGGCAUGUGCUUAGAAAUUCUAAAAAUGAGGGCUCUAAACUUUGUAACUGUCCUGAUAGGUUUUCCCUUUUUUAAUUCCAACCCACUGGCCAAAUCUGUCCUUAGAGAUCAUUGAUAUCUUUUGUUGAACCCUAGGGAAUAAGUAAUUCUGUUUAGACGCUUUUUUAUAUGCUAAAAGCCUUACGCAUCUGUUGGUUAUCUUCAGGCUCUGACAGCUGAGUGUGCAUCUCAGUUCUCACGUUCAUGUUCAUUUGCGUCUUAAUGACACACAAACUAUUUUUGACCAUGAUCUGUAUUGUCACACAGUGUGUUUUUUGCUGUUGACUUAAGUAGACUUAAGUAGACUUGCUGAGGACUGUGAUUCUGUGCUUUAAAAGAAGCCAAAAACUUUUCAAAAUGAAGGAGACAUGUCUGUAAUAAAUGUAUUAUAUAUAUACAUAUGUUUAUAAUAAAUUUUCUUUUUACAGCUCAUAGCAAGUUAAAUGUUCCCAGUGAGUUCACUGCUCCCUAGGAAAGAGUUCACUGUUCCCUAGUAUUUUGGUUAUAUUUUCUGGCUACUAAGAUUUCAGCUUGUGGAUUUUUGCUUUAGGUCAGCAAAAUAGCAUUCACUAAAUUACCCACUAUUAUAAUGUCUUCACUGAGAAGAACUAACCCAUGGAAAAUUAAGGUAAGACAAAAGUCAACAAAUUUCUAUCUUUGGCCAGAUACGUAAAAUCAUUACAUUUAUUCCAUACAUUGAAUAAAUAUCAUAAAUUUCAGAUUCUUUAUUACUCCAGGAACUUAACUAGUCCAAUUUUUAUUAUAAGAUAGGAACAUGUUACUCUCAUUUAUGUUUCAGUUUAAAAAAAAAGUCUUUUCAGUGAGGUUUCCUGUUAGGGUUAGCUUUUGCUGGUAAUCGCAGAGGUUUUUCUAGCCAGGCUAAUUCACAAUGGAGCUUUGCAAAACAGAGUGAGGAACUAGAGCCACCAAGCAGGGAGGUCAGAGCCUCGGGCCGUGUCACCUUUGACGCAUCCUGUCUUGUGUACCCUGCGUUCCCUGUGUGUCCUGUGCAGUGAAAUGAAAUACUCACUCUGCGCUCAUGUAUCGUAGGUUUGUGUGCAGUAACAAAAGUGUCUUCCAAAUUUGAGGGCAGUAUGUAGAGAAUUCAUGUGACAUGUUUCUGACUAGCAGAUAAAACCUAAAAACAAAGGAAAUUUUAAACAUCAUUUAGAUCAAGCUUGUCCAACCCACGGCUCACUGACUGCAUGUACCCCAGGAUGGUUUUGAAUGUGGUCCAAUACAAAUCCGUAAACUUUCUUAAAAUGUAAUGAGAUUUUUUUGUGAUUUUUCUUUUUUCUUUUUUUUUUUUUAGCGCAUCAGCUAUUGUUAGUGGUCAGUGAUUUUAUGGUGCCACCCAGGGACGCCGCACUGGAAUUGGCCACAUGGGAUUGGACACCCUGGUUUAGAUUCCUGACAUGCUAAAUUGUCAGUUUUUUAAAUCAUUCAGGUAUCAACGAGAAGAUAUCCUAGGUUUAAAGACCCUAGUUUAUUAGAAAGUCGGGAAAGAAGAAACAAAUAUAUAGUCAGUUAUUGCCAGGCACUCUGUGCUUUGUGUCAUUUGAUUCACAUGCUAACCCUGUUACACAGGUGCAGUGUUAACUAAUUUCCCAUUAUAUAAAUAAGGAAACUGAGGUUUGCGCAGAUUAAGCAACUGGCCCACAACAUCACAGCUAGUAUUAGAAUGUUAAACAUGUCAAUACAUUUUUUAAAAGAAAAAUCUUCUUCUGGAUUGAUCAGCGAUGAGUUUUUUCUAGAUCCAUAAACCAUACUUGAGAACAUGUAUAGCAAAUAACAAUGUUUGUAUGUAACACACUGUGACAGGCACCGUUUGAGGCCUUUUUACAUGUGUGAACUCAUAUAGUCCUCACAACCCUAUGUUUGUGAAUCCCCCUUGAGGAUGGAAAACCAAGUCACAGAGAGGUUAGGUAACUUGCUCAGAGUCACACAGCUAAUAAUUGGAGUUGCGGAGCUACAACCCAGGCAGCCUGGAUCCCAUGUGUUCUCAUAACCAUGGGCUCAAUCUGUCUCCUUCAUGGAAACCUGGGUCAUGCCGAAUCUACCUGGGGUUGGGCAUCACCCCACAGGACAGCAAAGGGCUCAUUUUAUCAGAACUGGAAGCAGGACAGCCAGGCUGCAGGGGGCACAGCGUCCUUCUUCUGAUGCCUGUGGCUGUGUUUGUGCAUUUACCCAUCACAGUAGUGGAGAUGAAUGCGACUUGGAAUCCAACCCACCGCAGCAGAUGACCUCAUGCAGGAGAGAAAACAGCCCUGCCUAUGCUGGCCUGGCUCUGCCUUGGGCUGUAUUUACUCAUGGUGCCGCAGCUGGCCAGGGCCUUGGAGCAGCUCUUGGAGCAGUCCCAGCUCAGGGCUGGGCACACGGAGGAGGACGGGGUGGGGAAGAGUAGUUCCCUUCCUUAUCGUCAUCCUCAGUGUCCCCACCCAGCAAGAAACGAGGGUCAUACAGCAGUCACCCCGCCUCACUUAGAGGCUCUGAUCUCCACAAAACUGGCCAGAGCUGAAUUCAGAGCAAAUAAAGGCUCAGCCUGUCACCACUUCAGAAAGGCUGCUGACCGCUGGCUGGAAACCAGCCUCGGAGAGUCCACAACCAAGAAGCAUUUCUGAGCUGCCUUUAGUUAGCUCUAGGGGUUUCCUCCGCCUUCUGGCUGUUUCUGCACUGAGCUAGAAAAGAUAUCAAAGACACUCGUUAAAGAACCAGACCCAGUGACUACAAACUUUAAGGGCAAAUAAUCCCGUGUUUAAAAGCAAAGGGUAUAAUCUGUUGCUGCAUUAAGCUGUUGCUGCCCACAGUUAAUUUUCUGCUGCUCUGUAGACGUCAUCUUGGUAGGCAGUUUUACACCAAGAGUUUAUUAAGUUCAUUAAAUCAUAGCAUAAUAGUUUUCCACAUUUAAAAAAAGGUGUUUCUAACAUAAGCACUGCUCAUUAUCAGAGAGAUAUAUUGAAAUUUAUUUUUAAAAGCUAAGCAAUAAGAUUUUCUUGAUAGUGAAUCGUUGUCAGGUGACUUAAGCUUUGUCUUUUUUUUUUUUUUUUUUUCCAAGAUAGGGUCUUACUGUGUCACCCAGGCUGGAGUGCAGUAGUGCAAUCAUGGCUCUCUGAAACCUUGACUUCCCAGGCUCAGGUGAUCCUCCUACCUCAGCCUCCCAAGUAGCUGAGAUGACAGGCAUACAGCAUGCCUGUGUGAUAUGUUUUAUUAUUUUUUUUGUAGAGAUGGAGUCUCACUUUGUUGACCAGACUGGUCUGAAACUUCUGGGCUCCAGUAAUCCUCCUGUCUUGGACUCCCAAAGUGCCGAGAUUGCAGGCGUAAGCCCACGCCCAGCCUAUCUUGUUCUUAGUAGAAACAAGAACAGUUAAGUUUUUGUUUAAAAAAAAAAGUCUCCCAACCUGUAAUACCCGUUUUAAAUCUGUGCUUUAUUAAAUGCUCAGUGAGGACGAUGAUGGCGGUGGUGAUUACAAGCACCACUCACUAUUUGAAUCUGUCACGUGGUUUCUGGUUAAGUUCCCAGCACAUCUCUACCUUAGCAGAAUGAUUAAGGUUCCCAUCUCAGCUCAUCACUCACCAAACUUUGAGACCUUAAUCUGUUUCCUUGAAUGCAAAACGUGGAUAAGAAUGAUAGUUAAGGUUGUUGCAAAGACUAAAGGUAGAUGAUAGAGGCGAAUGAAAUGACUCAUGCAAAGCACUGAGCAGGGUAUCUAAGGCUGCUGCGAGUGGCAGUGGCAGUAUUUUCCCCCUUCUGCAUCUAUGGAUACAGGCUGGAGAUGUCCAGGAACCUGGCCCCUGGUCCCUGACAAGUAAGGGGUGGAACCAGGUUUGCAACCUCAGGAUUCAUGACUCCAAAACCUUCAUGCCCUGCACACACUGUCUUGCGGUAAGCGUUUGCGAGGUGGGUAUCUAUAGACCAGUGUUAGAUUCCGUGCUUGCAGCUGCCCUGCCAGGACCCGCCUUCGCCUCUUGAUCCUUUCAAUAAGCCCUUAAGUCUUUUAAGCAAUCAGGGUGCCCUUUUCUGAACUUGAUCCAAUCUAAAUAUGUCCCUAGUACCUGUGAAAUUCACAAGUCAGCUUAGUCAUAGAGUACAGAGUGUCCAGAGUUUUAUGAGGUAGGAUUAUACUUUCCCUGUCACAUGAGGUAAUUCUGCUGGGGUGAACCUGAAGUGGCAUUCAUCUUCAUUAAUGUGACUUGUGUUACAAACACACAUCCAGCGUGUAAUUUACGGCCUUGUCUGGGAUCUGUCAUCUCUGCCUUCAGGUUUCUCACAUUUAUAUAAAACCCGAAAAAACACCCUCUCCCCUUCUUUUCUUACAUGUAUAAAAUGAGUUGUGGAAUUGAAGCAGAUGUCUUAAUCCUUAACACCCACACCCACACACCUCCCAUCGCCAACACAUAAUGACACAGAAAUGCCCAACGUGUCUGCCUAGAAAAUUAUGAUCCUUCUUGGUCUCUCCUGUUUUUGUGUGUAGAUCUGGCUUGAACCCUUUUUUCUAACAUGCUUCCAAUUUUCUAUUUUGGCCAGUGUUUAUCUUCUCACUGCCCUCUGAGUGAGUUUUGUUGACUUCAGAACCUCGAGUUUCAUUCUUGGUGAAAUUGCAUUAUGUUUACCAUUCUAAUAGGAGAGAAACCUUUUAAUCUAGUGUGAUGAUCUCCAACACUUAACAUUAGCGUGGUGUCUUCACAUUCAAGGUGUGUGGGAGUUGGGGGAUGCAUGUAUUGUACUAUUUUAAAAUAAUUAUUGACAGGUUUAGGGGGUUAGUCUAGCAGGCCUAUCCUACAGUUUUUAUGAAGAAUGGCAUUGCAUUUUCCUUUCUUAAAGAUUCAAUAACUCAGCAUAAAAGUGUUAGAAAUUUUAUCAGUCUCCCCGGAACCUUAGUAUUUACCUUUACAUCUUACAUAUACAUCCUGCUUUAUUUUCUACCCGCUUGCUUUCAGAUGUUUCUCCCAUGCGAGAUUACAGACUCCUUUACGGUAGAAAUCGUGACCUGUUCAUAUUUGCAUCUCUGUACUUGACUCACUACCUGCCUAUCGAGUUGAAGCUUGACAUUUCUGAGCUUUGCUGUACCUGCUUUUUAAGAAUAAUUUUAUUUGGCUUGUAAAGAUUGGUUAUGUCCAAUUUAAAGUUGCAAAACUGUUUAGAUUUUUUCAAAGUUAGUAGCCAAAGGGACGAAUUUAGAAAUGCGUAAUUUAUGUACAUAUGUGGGUGUACAUAGAUGUGACUAUAUUUACAUGUAUGUCCAUACUUCAUAGGUAAGAGGGGAAGCGAGCAGUUCGAGCAUGUGAGAGAUUCAGGAGAUGGACCCAGGGAGUUUUCCUGUAUUGCUGAGUGAGGAGGGAAGAUGAACAGCAUGGGAGCCAGGAAGGACAGCAUGUGGUUUCCUUGGCUUGUUUUGUUUUCAUUUGGUUCACACUUAGGGAAAAGAGGACCAUUCCAGGUUCAUCAGCAUACAGAGAAAGGCAGUAGGCGACAUGGGAUUUCUUUCCACUGAAGUAAAUAAGCCAUGGUUAGCUGAAAGAGAUGGGAGAUUUAUUUUGAGCUUGUACUGAAUGCAGGUUGCACAACGUUUAAUCUACACUGUUUUGAAACUAUUGCCUAUAUAUAUUAUGCUGUUUGCUGCAGUACAAGCUGCAGUGUGUUCUGCUCAUGACCUCUUUUUGAUAGUCACCCAUUGCUUUGUGCUGGUUGGUGUAAGUGCGGUUUACUUGUUAGCUCACCCUCUUCUUCGGUUGUAAAAGGUAGACCUCUCAUUUUAAUACGUUUAUGUUAAGACAGGCCUUUUUCCUUUGGUAUUGUCCAAAUGAGAAGAGAAGUUCCUUCUUGGCUGAGUGGUGAACAGGAAAGCUUGGAAGGGCAGAUGGCUAACCUCGGGCCGCAUGUUCUCCCUGGUGCAGAAAGUAGAUAUGAUUACGGAUGGGGCAUGUGUGAGACAAGAUAACAUGUUAUUUCUAAUGUCAGCCCAGCAACGGCUACCCAAAAGUGGGAGGAAGGAUGGAGUUGGGUUGUACCAGUAAGAAAAUUGAGGGUUCCUGAGAAAAUAGUCCAAGAACACAAAUUCCAUACUCAGAAGACUUCUUGUAAGAAAAGGAAUCUAAGAAAGCAGUCACAUUCAUUCCUCUGAAAAACAUGAAAUGUGUUACAAAAAGCCUUACAAUGUGGAGUCUGUCUGACCCCCACCUCACUGCUACUGGGAAUGCUUCCAGAGGCUGCAGCUCAAUGGUGCCCCCCGGUGGUAUUCAAGCCUUCUAUUUUAUUGUUUGGGUAAGACCCCUGUGGAGGUGAUGGCGGGUGGCAAACUUCAGUGUCCAGGGUUGGAAGCUGUAUAUGGUUUUUUAUAUUUUAUUCAAGCCUCAUUAUUCUUUUUCUCAUUUG